Argiope bruennichi is the source of this 2566-nucleotide messenger RNA. RefSeq names its product zinc finger protein 271-like. The record is from RefSeq and is a predicted model, not a curated record. Bases 968 to 2158 code for a protein of 396 amino acids. NCBI's taxonomy places the organism in Eukaryota, Metazoa, Arthropoda, Arachnida, Araneae, Araneidae. The transcript has 2 exons.
UAUCUUAAAACUUGGCUGGUUACCUGAUGGAUCCACUUCGAGAGAUCCUUUACACUCCUGAAGCACAAAACUGACGGCAGUGAUCCUCCGGACCUUUGAAAUAUUUUUCCUCACUUUUCGCAUUUAUAUGGAUACGACAACAAUCUAGGAUCCAACUAUUAUUCUAUUUUUUUAUAAUUUGAAUUCGAAUCGCCGUUUCGAGAACCAGCGAAUUGGAUACGAAAAUAUUCGUUCAGUUUUCGCUUUUGGAACCGUGAAUUUUGUGUCGAUGGAAUGAUUCUUCUCUGAUACAGUUCAAAAAGCAAUGUUUGUUUAUAAAUACUAUCAGUGGCGCUCUUUACUGCUUUGAAGAUGCUGUCAUGUUAGUUUUAAUGAAUUUAUAUUUAGUUCUUAUGGAGCUUUUGAAAAUUGUCUGUGUUGAAUAUUGCUAAAAUGCUUUCGCAAAUUCAUCAUUUUAUAUUAGUAACGCAUGCAAAAUACGAAUAACAUUCGACAAAUUAAUAUGUUUUUUCUCCCAGUAAAGCUACAAUAUUUAAUAUUCCGAAGAUGCAUUGUGAAGAAACCUGUUGAAUGCUGCAAUUCCAAAGUGUUUCCAUGACAAGGUGAGCGACUGCGGAGUCAUCGCAUCUUUCCUUGUGAAAGGAAUAACGAUAAGAAGGCGAUUUACAAAACUGAGAUGCAGAAUAUGACCGAUGUAAUUUGGAAUCCAGAACCACGAAAGAGAGAUGAACAAUUCUUGUAAUUCAAGUAGAAAAGUGUACUCUCAACAAACAUAUGUCAAAACACAUCUUUCCAUUCAAUCAUAGCAGAAACUGUUUUUAUAUACUAUAUCCAUGCAGGUGUUCGUAAGAUCUAUGAAAUUUGGUGUACAAUUUGAAUCUGAAGAAAAUUUGUCUACUUUUGAUUAAUAAAGUAGGUUUUCUUUUAAAGAAUAGUUUUAAAACGCCAUUUCCUUAUUACUUUCGCGAUGGAAAAACUAUGUUCUCCUAAUCUGUGUAGUCUAGCUGUUUCUCAGGAGGAAAUUGUACAGAAAGAUUUGCAUACUCCUACAAAAAAGAAAUCGUAUUCAUGCGAUGUUUGCGGUAAAAUGUUUUUUUGUUGGUCUCACUUAACAACUCAUAUACGGACGCAUACGAAAGAGAAACCAUACGCAUGUAAUGUCUGCCAUAAAGCCUUUUCUGACAAAUCAUCGUUCAAUAGACAUAUUCGGACACAUACGAAAGAAAAACCGUACUCAUGUGAUGUGUGUCAUAAAGAAUUUUCUGAAAACUCGCAUUUAAAGGCACAUUUACGGACGCAUACCAAAGAGAAACCGUACGCAUGUGAUGUGUGUCAUAAAGAAUUUUCUCAAAACUCGCAUUUAAACAGGCAUUUGCGAACGCAUACGAAAGAAGAAACAUACCCUUGUGAUGUGUGCCAUGAAGUAUUUCCUGACAAUCGCUCUUUCAGUCGUCAUAUGCGGAUACAUAUAAGACAAAAAAAGUUUGCUUGUAACUUGUGUAAUAAAAUAUUUUCUGACAGCUGGCAUUUAAGAAGACAUUUGCAAGUGCAUACGAAAGAGAAAUCGUUUACAUGUGUUAUUUGUAGCAAAGUAUUUGCUAUGAACUCGGAUUUAAAAGCGCAUUUGCAGACACAUUCGAAAGAGAAACCGUAUUCUUGUGAUGUGUGUCAUAAAGAAUGUUCUCAGAAAUCGAAUUUAAUUAUGCAUUUACGAACGCAUACCAUGGAGAAACCAUACACCUGUGAUGUAUGCCAUAAAGCAUUUGCUAAUAAUUCGAUUUUGAAUCGACAUAUUUGGAGUCAUACGAAACAUAAACCGUUUGCUUGUAAGUUUUGUAAUAAAAUAUUUUCUGACAACUGGCAUUUAAGAACACAUUUGCGGGUGCACACGAAAGAGAAACCGUAUGCGUGUGUGAUUUGUAGUAAAGCAUUUUCUGUCAAAUCGAAAUUAAAGACUCAUUUACGGACUCAUACGAAAGAGAAACCGUACGCUUGUGAUAUUUGCUACAAAAAAUUUUCUGAACCCUCCAAUUUAAAGGCACAUACACGGACGCAUAUGAAAGAGAAACCAUAUAUAUGUGAUAUGUGCCAUAAAGCAUUUUCUGGCAAAUCAUAUUUCAGUAAACACAUUCAGACACAUAUGGAAGAGAAACCGUAAGCAUGCGUCAUCUGUAGUAAAGCAUUUUUUUAAACUCUAAUUUAAAGACGCAUAUAUGGAAAUCCAUGUGCCUGUAGAAUGUGCCAUAAUGUGCAUUUCUGACUGCAUGAAUUCAAAGAUGCGUUUACAGACUCAUAUGAAUACGAAACCAUUUGCAUGUAACUUGGGAAUAGAGAAUUUUCUGACUUUCUGACAAUUCCAGGAAGAAGACAUUUGCGGGCGCUUGCGACAGAGAAACUAUUUGAAUAAGACUUUUGUAGUAAGAAAUUUACUUGUUUAUCUUUUAAAGAGACAUCUGUUGGCAUAUAUCAUAGCAAAAGCUUAAAUAUGAGUAAAGUGAAAUUAGGAAAUACUUUUUUUAUUUUGCAAGCUUUCUUCAACAGAUUUUUAUUGUAAUAAAUUCAUGUA